AUGGGAAAGCCAACAUAUACACAAAAGUUCCGUCAAGUGUGGAAGACGGACAAACUAUUUAUGGACUGGCUGCAAGAAAUGAAGGAUGAUCCUGAAAAAGCUUACUGUAAGGUAUGUUGUUGUAGUAUCCGUGCAAGAAAGGCUGAUUUAGUUAACCAUAGUGCGUGUAAUAAACACAAAUCUGCACUAAGUGCAACAUGCAUUAGACGUACUGGAUCAUUUCAAUUUAAACCUAAUAAUUUACAAAUGCAGCAUACACAAGCUAGUAUGGCAUUAUUUGUAAGUGCACACAGUGCAAUUAUGGCAAUUGACCAUUUAGGUGAGUUAUGCAAUACUAACUUUACUGGAGAUAAUAUUAAAAUGCAUAGAACAAAAUGUUCUAGAAUUAUCAUUAACAUUUUAGCCCCAUUUUUUGUUAAAGACUUGAGAAAUGAUAUAGGACAGUCUAAAUAUAGUUUGCUUAUCGAUGAAUCCACUGACAUAUCCGUUUUAAAAUAUCUUGGAAUGGCAAUAAUUAAUUACAGUAGAGACAAAAAUGACGUUGUUACAUCUUUCUUUGCAUUAGAAGAACUGAGAGAGUGUAAUGCUCAAGCUAUAGUUGAUGCAAUGAAAUCUGCAUUACAGGAGUAUAACCUUAAUAUAAAAAAUUUAAUCGGUAUCGGAUCAGAUAAUGCAAGCGUAAUGGUUGGAAUAAAUAAUGGAAACCAUGCAAUCUUAAAACAAGAGAAUCCCAAUCUAAUUUUAAUUAAAUGUGUGUGCCAUUCACUUCAGUUGGCCACAUCACAAGCUUGUGCCGAAACAGUUCCAAGACAUUUAGAUUUUCUAAUUUCUGAAUCUUAUAAUUGA
Molecule: messenger RNA, 846 nt
Organism: Myzus persicae (green peach aphid)
Lineage: Eukaryota; Metazoa; Arthropoda; Insecta; Hemiptera; Aphididae
Exons: 1
Coding region: 1-846 (281 amino acids)
Source: RefSeq, a predicted model, not a curated record